Messenger RNA from Olea europaea var. sylvestris, 1657 nucleotides. RefSeq lists its product as uncharacterized. Lineage: Eukaryota; Viridiplantae; Streptophyta; Magnoliopsida; Lamiales; Oleaceae. The record is from RefSeq and is a predicted model, not a curated record. Bases 965 to 1450 code for a protein of 161 amino acids. The transcript has 2 exons.
GAGAAGGAGGCAGACAGCUGGCAGAUGAUUGAAAGGACCCCACUUCACGUGCAUCACGCCCCUGGCCUUACUGGAGUAAUGGUAACGCCACGUGGCAUAAAGAAGACGAAUUUACUGACACGUUUAUUUUCCUUGGACGCCUCAACUUGGGACAUGUACCAGGGCACGAGGAGACGCACGAAGGAAUAUUGAGUUCGGGUGGUGGGAGGAUCAUAAAUUUAGCAAUGCUAUUUAUACAUAAUCAGGGACGCAUUCAAAAUUUAAUUUAAGAUUGAACUAUGAAAUUUUAAGCUGGACUACAAUACGAAAAAAACAUUUAUACGUAAAAAUACCUUUUUUAUAAAAAAAAAUAGCUUAAAUUUUUUUUCAACCUUUGUUGGUGGACUAUAGCCAGCUCAGUUCUCCCUCCCUCCCUCCGUCCCUGUACAUAAUUAAAUAAAUAAUGCUAUUAGAUAUCACUGAUGUUUAAUAUCAAUUUAUAUGGUUGAACUAGUGACAUUAAAUUAUAAGUUCAAUUAUAUGAAUCAAACAAUUUCACCUUACAUAAACUAGCGUUCAAGCAUUACUAUUGCCAAAUAACAAGGAAAAGAGAGAGGAAAAAAACCAAGAAAGAAUAAAAUGAAGUUAGUUAUAUUAUCUACAUCGUAAAUAUGUGUAUCAAUUUGCCCACUCUUAUAUCCAUGAAUUUUUAUUAACAAGUGGCAUAAUAGCAUUUCGGCUUAAUUUAAGGGGCAACAUCGGGAUAUCGUAUGUGCAGUUGCAGAGAGGAUAAGAGGAGAGAGACAGAGAGUAGGUAGGUACAAUUUAGAGAGAUGAGGGGGGAAAAAAAACUUCAUUCUCCUAUACAAACCCUUUAUAAAAGCAGAUCAACACCUCCAUUUUCAAGUAACAAACCCUCGAUACAUUUACAAAAUCCCCAUUCUCAUCGUAUCAUCAAACAAAGCGAUAUUCAGAGACGAGAGAGAUGGCUGCAUCAAAAACCUACUUUGCUAGAGCAAACUACAGAUUCCUCCCAACCGAUCAGACGCUCACCAAAGGCUCAACGAUGUUUGAGCUCGACGAGUCCGAGGUCUGGAACUUGGAGUCCCGCUCGGCCUCUCCGGAGUUCCAGAAAGCCAGUUCGAGAAUCUCCAGAAAGACACCGUCGGCGAUUGCAUCGAGAGUCGGCGACGGGCCAUCGUCUCUUCCGGUGAACGUGCCGGACUGGUCGAAGAUAUUGAAGGAAGAGUACAGGGAGAACCGCCGCCGAGACAGCGACGGCGAUGAUUACGAAGAGGAGUAUGGAGAGAACGGGAAUCGGAUUCCGCCUCACGAGUUUUUGGCGCGGCAAAUGGCGAGGACGAAGAUUGCCUCCUUUUCGGUGCACGAAGGUAUCGGGAGGACCCUUAAGGGAAGAGAUCUCAGUACGGUCAGAAAUGCAAUUUGGGAGAAAACUGGAUUUCAAGAUUGAUUGAUUUUUUUCAGUUCUGGUAUUUUUGGUUUUAUUUUCCAUUUUGCCAGAGAGAGAUUAACUGAGAUUUUUCCCGCUUGUAAUUCUGAAAAAUUUAGUCAAAGUUAAUUUUAUAUUUUUAAUGUAGACAUUUUCAAUUCAGUACACACAUAAAGGGGCGGAACUGAAAAUUCAAAGAGUAUUGUCCAGUUUAACGUAUUUCUGUAA